GCUAUUUUUUUCAGUGCCCAAAUUUGGGGUUAGACAUCGCCAAAUACUUCUGUUAUUUUGGAUGGUAACCAUAGCUGUAGGAAUGAGAGUACAUAUGUCAGUUGCUGUUGUCGCCAUGACCGAUCCUAAAGCAUCAUCAAAUCCUGAUAUUCCUGUUUACGACUGGAAAAAUAAAAGUGUUAUUUUGUCGUCUUUCUUUUGGGGUUACAUAUGUUUGCAAUUAUUUGCAGCUGAAUUCGGUAGACGCUAUGGAUCCAAACCUUUCCUUUUAGGAGCCAUGACUAUUAACUCUGCUGCAGUUUGUUUAGUUCCUUUGAUGGCAGAUAAAUUAGGAUCAUACGGAGUAAUGGGUUCUAGAAUGGUACAGGGUAUGUGCCAAGGUUUUGUAUAUCCCUCUGUUAGUAAUUUACUGGGUAGAUGGACUCACAUUUCGGAAAGAUCAAAAUUGGGCAGUCUAACUUUAGCAGGUGCUCCAUUUGGUACUAUAAUUACGCUACCAGUUGUUGGAUUUAUAUCUGCCUCCUCGCUUGGAUGGCCUUUCAGUUUUUAUCUGUAUGGUGGCGUUGGUUUGUUGUGGGUGGGAAUCUUUGCUAUUUUUGGAUACAGCACUCCGGCUCAGUGCAAGAACAUUUCAAAAAAAGAAAAGGCUUACAUUGAAAGUUCAACAAAUAUUAAAGGACAGAAGUUGGAUGUGCCAGUUAAAGCCAUUUUAACAAGUAUACCAUUUUGGGCAUUGUUUCUUGCCCAAGUAGGGCAAAUAUGGGGAUAUAAUACUCUUUUAACCGAAAUUCCCAAUUACAUGAAUAAAGUGAUGAAUUUCGACAUGAAGUCAAAUGGUCUUCUAUCAGCAGCCCCUUAUGCAGCAUGUUUUUUCUUAUCAUUUGUUUUUGGUUAUACCUGCGAUUUUAUAAUAAACAAUAAGUAUGUAUCUAGAACUGCAGCGAGGAAGAUUUUCAAUGGAAUAUCAGGAAUAGGUGCAGGAACAUCUUUGUUUAUCCUGAGUUUUCUACCAGUUGAAGCUAAAACUUUAUCGGUAUUGAUGUUAGUAAGUGCAGUAGGAAUUCAGUCUGCUGCAAUUGGAGGAUAUCAACUAAAUCACAUAGAUCUUUCUCCAAAUUUUGCUGGAUUACUGCAAUCAAUGUGCAACAGUGUUGGUAGCGCCUUAUCUAUUCUGGCUCCUGUAACAGUUCAGUUGGUAGUAAGCGAUGAAACAAACAAAUCGCAAUGGCGAAUUAUCUUCAUAUUAGCAGCAUUGAUGUAUAGUAUCCCAAGUAUAGUAUUUGCUAUUUUUGGAUCUGGUAUACGUCAAAAAUGGGAUGGAUCUGAUGAUGAAGAAAUUGUACAGCAAAAGAUUUCAGAAGCUAGGGCUAAAAAGGUUUCCGUGUGGUCUAUUAUGUCUUUGUAAAUAUUUAUUGGAAUAUAUUUAAUAUUUUUUUUAUAA
This is a messenger RNA of Psylliodes chrysocephalus, 1441 nucleotides long. NCBI's taxonomy places the organism in Eukaryota, Metazoa, Arthropoda, Insecta, Coleoptera, Chrysomelidae. The record is from the annotation of a GenBank genome assembly.